Molecule: messenger RNA, 3577 nt
Organism: Lactuca saligna
Lineage: Eukaryota; Viridiplantae; Streptophyta; Magnoliopsida; Asterales; Asteraceae
Source: the annotation of a GenBank genome assembly
GUGAAAAAUCCCCAACUAUCUUAUUUUCACUCAAUAUAGCUGACUUCUCUCCGUGUACUUUGGUAAGCAACAAAAAGAUCUCCAAGUCUCUUUUCUCUAUUUGCUCUCAAAAUUCGAACUUCAACAUUAGAGUGAGUUCCGAUUCAUUUUUUAUCUGAUCUUCUUGUUUGAUUGAUAAUUCCGCUUCAGUUUCUUUCUAACAUAUUGAUUUCACAUCAAUAUGUCUCAAUCCGUUGAUAAUCCAGAUGUCUUCAACUCAUCAAAUCCCCUAUUUCUUGGAUCGUCUGAUAAUCCAAAUCUAGUUCUUGUAUCAAAUGUUUUCAAUGGAAUCGGCUUCUCUGCGUGGAAGAGAUCAAUAAGUAUUUUUCUCUUGGCCAAGAACAAGUUCGGACUUGUCGAUGGUACAAUAGCUCAGCCACUUGUUACUUCACCAUCUUAUUCUUCUUGGAAUCGAGUUAAUUCUAUGGUAAUAAGUUGGAUUCUAAAUUCAUUAAGCAAGAAUAUUGCCGACAGUGUGCUUAUGUUACAAUCUGCACAUGAGAUAUGGCAAGAACUCAAUCAGCGCUAUGAGCAAUAUGAUGGAGCACUGAUCUAUCAUAUUCAUCAACAACUUUACUCGUUAUCACAAAAUUCUGAUGAUUUUUCUUCUUACUUCACAAAAUUAACAAAAAUGUGGGACGAAUUGCGAAUUGUUCAAGGUUUGCCUGCAUGUUCUUGUGGAACUACUGCAGGAAUCCAUAAGUUUCUCGAAGAUCAAAGGCUAAUUCAGCUUCUAAUAGGACUGAAUGACUCUUACAAGGUCAUAAGAGGUCAAAUUUUGAUGAUGAAGCCCUUGCCUUCUGUCGCUACUGCAUAUUCAAUGAUCAUUCAAGAAGAACGACAACUGAACAUCAAUUUACCUUCAAGUUUCACCAAUGAAGUUGUUACUAUGAACAUGUCUGUUGCAAGUUCAAUCAUUCAAAAUAAGAAGCCUCUUGCAUGCAAUCAAUGCAAGAAAAAUGGACAUUCAAAAGCCCAAUGCUAUCUUUUGAUUGGAUUCCCUGCCAAUUUUAAGUUUACUAAAAGCAAGCAAGAUGAUGUGAAAUCAAGUAUUCAAAGUAUUGUGUCCACUCCAAACAUAUCCACAGAACAAUAUCAGAAUCUUGUAGAAAUGCUACCUCAACUCAAGAACAGUGAUGCAUCUCAUGAUACAACAACUAGCCAUGUGAAUUCUCUUAUUUCUCAAGGGGCAAUGAAUGAAGAAGGUCUUCACCUUAAAAGUUUUCUAAUCCCACUGAAAGAGAUCAUCCAAGCCACAAAAAACUUCAGUCCAAAAGGAUGUAUUGGAGUUGGUGGAUUUGGAAAGGUCUAUAGAGGAGAACUCUCAGAGCGUUGGCAAAACCGCACAGCUGCUAUCAAACGCCUAGAUAAGGAUAGCUACCAAGGAGAGCAUGAGUUCCGUAAUGAGGUUAAGAUGAUUUCCAGAUUCCAUCAUGAAAACAUCAUCUCCUUCAUCGGUUACUGUGAUGAAGGGAAUGAGAUGAUUAUUGUCUAUGAAUAUGCCUACAAUGGAAGCCUUGAUCAUCAUCUCCAAGACCCAAAGAAGAUGCAUCGAUUAUCAUGGAUGCGACGCCUGAAGAUUUGCAUAGGGGCAGCAAGAGGACUUAGUUAUCUUCACUCGGGUCUUGGGGAGGACAACAGAGUAAUACACAGAGACGUCAAGAGUGCUAACAUAUUGCUAGACGACAAUUUUGUUGCAAAAAUCUGUGAUUUCGGCUUGUCAAGAGUUGGCCCAAGAAAUCAAUCAGAAACCCAAGUUUACACAAAAGCUGCGGGUACCCUGUUUUACUUGGAUCCCACUUACCAUGAAAGUGCCAUCCUCCGUAAAGAAUCAGAUGUGUACUCGUUUGGGGUGGUGAUGUUUGAAAUGCUGAGUGGGAUGUUGGUUUAUUUGAAAACAAAUGACAGGCCACAGUCUCUGAUGCAUUUCGUCCGCCGAUACCAUCACAACGAACUACAUAAGAUAAUUGAUCCCGAUAUUAAAGACUUUAUUACUAGUCGUUCUUUUGAUAAGUUUACACAAAUUGCUUAUCAAUGCGUUAGUUUCAGUUUACCAGAUCGCCCUCUGAUGGACACAGUCGUUAUGGGGAUUGAGGAAGCAUUUGGUAUUCAUGAUAGUGUUGCUAUCCUUAUUGAGUGUGUUAUGGAAGACAAAAGAUUCAGUCAUGGCAAACCUGUUUCAGCAUUUACCCUAUACAAAUGCCUUCUCCAUUGGAAAUAUUUUGAAGAAGAAAAAACAACCUUAUUUGAUCAAAUUGUUCAGAUUAUUAUUUCAUCAACCGAGGGUCAAAAGAACAACAACCAGAUAGCGUUUUGGUUAUCAAAUGUAUCUACUCUGUUAUUCUUAGUCCAAAAAAGUCUAAAACAUCAUAGUGCAAGUUCAGUUCCAGAACAACCACCUGGAACUUCCCUAUCUGGAAGAAAUCCAAUGGGAUUUCAUUCUGUUGACCUUUCUGAGGCUGAGGCUGCACUCAACGUAGUACAACAAGUUGAAGCCAAAUACCCAGCCUAUGCUUUCGUGCAAAAAUUAACAAUAUUUGUAGAGAAAAUGUAUGGCAUUAUUUGUGACAAUUUGAAAAAGGAGUUGGAAGCAUUACUCGCCUUGUGUAUUCAGACUCUACAAACAUCCAAGGGAGUGAUAAAAUCUGUACAGUCCUUUGACAAAGAUUUUCAGUUCAGUAACUGGCAAGGCAUUGUUGAUCGUCUCAACGCUCUUCUCCACAUAUUGAAAGACAAUUUUGUGCCUCCCAUAAUUGUGCAGAAGAUAUUUUCUCAAAAUUUCUCAUAUAUCAAUGUGCAACUGUUCAAUAGCCUUCUUCUUCAUGGGGAGUGUUGUAGCUUGAGCAACGUGGAAUAUGUGAAAGCUGGUUUAACAAAGUUGGAGCUAUGGUGUUCUCAGGUAAAAGAGUAUGCAGGUUCGGCAUGGGAAGAACUUACCCAUGUUAGACAAGCUAUUGGGUUCUUGGCAAUACCUCGAAUGCAUGGGAUAUCAUGCGAUGAAAUCAGUAAUGAUCUAUUUUAUAUUAUACGCAUCGAUCAGGUGAAUAGAACAUGCACUCUUAGUUGGGAUGAAAAGGAUGGCACUGAGAUUGUAUCCGCAGAUGAUAUUUCAAGCAUGAAGAUUCUCAUGGAAAAGGAUUCUGAUGGUGCUACAAGUAACUCUUUUCAUCUAGAAGAUAGUUCCAGCAUGUUUUUCUCUGUUGAUGACCUAUCAUCUUCCUUGCAAGUGAAAGAUUUCGUAAAUGUGAAAGCUGCUGUAGAACUUUCCAAGUAUCAAGCAUUUCAUUUCUUGUACAAUUAAUGACACAACCACAAGAUUAUAUUUUGGGAAUGUAUAGCCUAAUAUUUGCAUGUGUGUAAAAUAAGCAUACAAGGUAUUUCCGACAAGUUGAAGAAGUUACCAUUUUUUUUAGGGAUGGUAUUGAAAAUACUGAUAAACUACAUCAAAUUGGAUGGAAUGUAUUUUGAUAAUGGAGCAUUGUACAAAUAUUUUGAAUAACAUGAAUGAAAUGGAUUGUUUCUUUCAAUUGGAAUCAAG